Messenger RNA from Oenanthe melanoleuca, 4716 nucleotides. RefSeq names its product 6-phosphofructo-2-kinase/fructose-2,6-biphosphatase 3 (gene PFKFB3). Gene Ontology annotation, molecular function: fructose-2,6-bisphosphate 2-phosphatase activity; ATP binding; 6-phosphofructo-2-kinase activity. The coding region runs from base 508 to 2052 and encodes 514 amino acids. Gene Ontology annotation, biological process: fructose 2,6-bisphosphate metabolic process; fructose metabolic process. The transcript has 15 exons. Gene Ontology annotation, cellular component: cytosol. NCBI's taxonomy places the organism in Eukaryota, Metazoa, Chordata, Aves, Passeriformes, Muscicapidae. The record is from RefSeq and is a predicted model, not a curated record.
CGAGCGGAGCCGGCCGGAGCGGCAGUGCGGGCUGUGGCACCACUCCUUCCUCGGCUGCCUCGCGUGGAGAUCCUGACUUUCUUUUCGUGCUAUUUUUUUUUUUUUAUUCAAUUCAAAAGGAAAGAUAUUUUUUUAAUUUUUUUUUUUUUUUUUAAAUAUCUAUAUUUUUUCACUCCGCUUUUCAUCGCGGUUCGCGGCUGGAGUUCGCCCUCGCUCCCUCCCGGCUGCGCUGGGGCCAUUCCUGCCCGGCUUUGUGCCCUGCAGACCCGGCCCUCCUCUUCCUCCUCCUCCUCCCCCUCCUGCCGUAAAACCUUCACGAGGCUCCGAGCAGCAUCCGAAAGCGCCGCAGCCGCUCGCCCAAACCACUGCAACAAAAACCCUUUUUAUAUAUUUUUAUUAUCCUAUAUUUCCCCCACCUCCUCCCCCAUUCCCCAUUUUAUUUCUCCUCCUCCCUCCCGCAAACGCAUCAAGGUGGACGCGGAGCGCAAAAAGACCUUUGUUUUAAAAAUGCCCAUGGAGCUGACGCAAAGCCGCAUCCAGAAGAUUUGGCUUCCCAAUGACAACCGCCCGGCGCUGCCCCGCCGCUCCUGUGGGCCUCAGCUUGCCAAUUCUCCCACUGUGAUAGUCAUGGUUGGCCUCCCAGCCCGUGGCAAGACCUACAUCUCCAAGAAGCUGACUCGCUACCUCAACUGGAUUGGUGUCCCCACAAAAGUUUUCAAUGUCGGCGAGUAUCGCCGUGAGGCCGUGAAGCAUUACAGCUCCUACGACUUCUUCCGUCCUGACAACGAGGAGGCCAUGAAAGUCAGGAGGCAAUGUGCCCUGGCUGCCCUGAGGGAUGUGAAGCUGUACCUGACGGAGGAGGGCGGGCAGAUCGCGGUCUUUGAUGCCACCAACACCACGCGGGAGAGGAGAGGGAUGAUCCUGAACUUUGCCAAAGAGAAUGGAUUCAAGGUGUUCUUCAUUGAAUCUGUCUGCAAUGAUCCCAACGUGGUUGCCACCAAUGUUAUGGAAGUCAAAUUGUCCAGCCCAGAUUACCGGGACUGUAAUUCCACUGAUGCCAUGGAGGAUUUCAUGAAGAGGAUCAAUUGUUACCAAGCCAGCUACCAGCCUCUUGACCCUGAUGACUAUGACAGGGAACUUUCUCUCAUCAAAGUCAUCGACGUUGGCCGGCGGUUCCUGGUGAACAGGGUUCAGGAUCACAUCCAGAGCAGGAUUGUGUAUUACCUGAUGAACAUCCACGUGCAGCCCCGCACCAUCUACCUCUGCCGGCACGGGGAGAGCGACUUCAACCUCAAGGGCAGGAUUGGGGGGGACUCUGGCCUCUCCAACAGGGGCAAGAAGUUUGCAGAGGCACUGAACAAAUUUGUGGAAGAGCAGAACCUGAAGGACCUCAAAAUUUGGACCAGCCAGCUAAAGAGGACAAUCCAAACAGCAGAAGCUCUUCAGCUACCCUAUGAGCAGUGGAAGGCACUCAAUGAAAUCGAUGCUGGUGUGUGUGAAGAAAUGACCUAUGAAGAAAUCAGGGAGCAGCAUCCAGAGGAAUUUGCUCUGCGUGAUCAGGAUAAAUAUUACUACCGUUAUCCUUCUGGGGAGUCCUACCAAGACCUGGUGCAGCGCCUGGAGCCAGUCAUCAUGGAGCUGGAGAGGCAAGAGAACGUCCUUGUCAUCUGCCACCAGGCUGUCAUGCGCUGUCUCCUGGCUUAUUUCCUGGACAAGAGUGCAGAUGAAAUGCCCUACCUGAAGUGUCCCCUGCACACAGUGUUGAAGCUGACCCCAGUAGCCUACGGCUGCAGGGUGGAAUCCAUCUCACUGAACAUUGAAGCAGUCAACACGCACAGAGAUCGACCAGAGGAAGCAAAGAAGGGACCUAACCCGCUCAUGAGACGUAAUAGCGUUACCCCUCUAGCAAGCCCAGAGCCCACCAAAAAACCUCGCAUCAACAGCUUUGAGGAGCAUGUGGCUGUUUCUGCUGCCCUGCCAGCCUGUGUUCCUCAGGAAGUGCCCACGCAGAUGCCGGGACAAAACAUGAACAGCUCCCAGAAGCCGUCGUGACUCCGUGAGCACCGCCAGCUUCUCAUCCCAUCGCCAUUCCCGCCGCUUGCUGGCCCCGGGGGCCCCUCCAGCCCUGGCUGUGCCAGCCCCACGCUGGGCUGGCUCCACUCACGCUGCCAGCUCCUCCCCAGAACCCCACUGCUGCUCGGGGGGAUGCAGGAGAGCCGAGGAGGGGCAGCCCGGCUCUCCUCUCCAGCAUCCUGUUAGGUCGUAGCGAGCUGUAAAGUGCUUCUGUAGUGCACAGGAGUUGCAUUUUCUUCUCUUUCCAGUGGUUUUGACCUUCUGUAUAGAUGAUUGGUACCCACCCAUCUCUGGGUGGGGUGUGUAUAUAUGUGGAUGGUGCGGGGUUAGCAGAGAAACAGGGGGAAGGGGGGGUGGGUAAAGGGGUUUUGCAUAUUUUUUUUUUAAUUAUUAUUAUUAAUGUUGUUAAUUACUUUUGAAUAAGCCCCUAACAUGCUGUGCUGCAGUCCCUCACCCACACUACAACUGGUCACACAUGCCAGCCUGGCUCAUGCAGAUCUGUGAGCACCAGGAAAGCAGCUGUGUGAACUCCUUCACUGCAAGAACUGCUGGGUUUAAUAAAAAAAACACCAACUCAUUCUUUCACUUUUUUUUUUUUCCAAGAUGUUUGCAGAGAAUGUAGAUCUGCUGCUAAAAUUGGUUGAAAGAUGCCUGCAGUGCAUGAGGAGCCAUGCCAGCAGGGGCUUGGGUGAUGCUUUCAUCUUGGGGAGCACCCAGAGAUUGUCUGAGUUCAGGCAUGGGUUGAAUUUUGGGGAGGCUGAGCACUGUUUGAGGUGCUGUGCUGGUACUUCAUCUCCCUUUUCUUCUUUUUUAGAUGAAAGUGGAGGUAUUGGGAAGGGUUUGAAUCCUGAGGCUUAGAUGCAUUUUGCAGACACACAGAUCUCAUGGAGGUGACCAGAGAUCUGACUGCAAAAAGCCACAGGAAGGGACAGUCUUGUCUGUAUUUUUUAAAUUUUAUACACACACAUGUGUGUAUAUGUGUAUACUUAGAAACUGCUUGGUUUUUGCACUUUAUUUGUGGCAGAAGCAUAACUACUUUAUUUUUUUUUUUUUUUUCCCAAGUCGUGCCCCUUACCAGGGGAAGCCUGAAUACAGGCAGCUCUUUCUGUUUAAUUGUUUUUUGCAUGCUGGAAAGCUGGAACUACAAAAUAAUAGUAGUUACAGUAUUUGAGGUGGGGGGAACAGGGUGAGGUCCUGACUCCAUCAGCCAACUCCCAGUGGUUUGAUCUAUAAGCUCCCUUGUUGGCAGCCUGUCCUGGGCUGGGAGACACAUUUAAAAAUGGCAAUUAACCACUAUUGCUUUGUGCAAAAGUCUGUGGAUUUUGGAUGAUUUUUUUUUUUUCCCAUUUUUCAGUAUUUUGGGUUGGUUUUGGGAUAUUUUUCCCCCCACCUAUGUGCAUGUUCUCCAUACCCAUCUCAUGUUUUUUUUUUUUUUUUUUUGCUGGAGGCAGGAGGUGAAAGCAGCACCCCCCUCCUUUGGAUUCAUCCUUCCCAUGGCUUUCCCCAGUGUCCUGCACACCAUCCCCAGAGAUGGGAGAGGAGAGGCUUGGUGGAGAAAUGCUAUUUUUGUGAGAGCUGUGUGUGUUUUGGGGGUGGGUUUGGUCUGUUUUUCCUUUGGGAAAAGGUGAACCACAGUGCCUGCAGGGCCAUGCUCAGCCUGUGUCCCCUGGGGGUGACAGUCCUGGCAGUGCCCUGCCUGUGAGAGCUUGUGCAUAUGUGUAUCAUAGCCCUGUACAGAUAAAACAACACUCCCCCUCCUAGACUUGUUAAAAUAACCUUUAAAAGCAGACUUCUCCCUCUGUGCCCUGGGUGGCAUCUUGUGCUUUCAGUUUCUCUGCCUUUCACACAAAUGAAUGUUUUGGGGAGCUGCUCACUUGGCUCUUGUCAACUUCCUCCUUCAUGGGGAGUUUUAUCUCUCCCCUCCUGCUGCAGAAAGAUAAGCCAGCAAACACAAACAUGACGUCUGGCUGCCCUGAGAUCAGUCCUGUACACGUGAAAUUGCACAGAUGUUUGUGUGUGUGUAUAUAUAUAAAUAUAUAUAUAAAAAACAAAACAAAAAAACCAACAAAAUUGCCCUAAACUUUGAUCCUUUGGUAAUAAUAGAUGUCCCAGUAGAUCUACAAAAAUUUGAACAUGGUGGGUUUUUUUCCAGCAUUGAUAAAAUUGCUCUCUUAGUUCCUCUUGUGGUGCAGGGGUUGGUGGGAUGGUGUCAACUCUGUGCCAUCACAACUGCCCCAAAAAACCUGCUGUCCAUUAUUUUGGUUAACAGAGCCAAGGACUGGGCAGUUGAUGCCACAGCCAAGGCACAUUGGGAGAGAGGACAUGUUAAACCACACCAAUGAUUUCUUCCCCCAUCUCUUUUUUUUUUCCUCUCUGGUUUUUGUUUUCCUUUGUGAUACUUGAAUUUAUUUUUUUAUUUUUUUUUUAAUAGCAAAGCGCUCUUUAUUUAUUUAAUGUAUACUGCAAAGCUUGGAGAGAAGGGUGUAGUUACUUGGGAUUGCUUUUUUUUUUUUUUUUUAAUUUGUGGUAUGUUAACUGUUCUGUAAAUACAUGUGGAAUAAUUGCCUGAUAUAAAGCUGUGCCAGCUUAAAAACAGGGUAUGCCUUUCAGAAAUUUGUAUAUUUUGCAGUUGCUGGACCAAUA